This is a messenger RNA of Meleagris gallopavo (turkey), 4616 nucleotides long. The record is from RefSeq and is a predicted model, not a curated record. NCBI's taxonomy places the organism in Eukaryota, Metazoa, Chordata, Aves, Galliformes, Phasianidae.
CCCCCUCCAGCAGCCUUAUCUCUACCCCGCACGCAGCGCUGCCUAUCGGACAGCUGUAACCACGCUGCUGGCCCUGGCGGUGAUGCGGGAGCAGCUGAUCCCUGUGUGCUUCCCCGGGCACGCAGCCGUGGCACGAGUUGCUAUCCGAGCCGUGCUCGGCAUCCUAAUGGAGUGUAAGCAGCUCGUGACGCGGGGGGAGAAGUGACAGCGCUGCCGUUCCUGCUGUCCUUGUGCCGGCUGUGCCUGUACGGAGUGUUCCUGCCUUUAGCACUGAAGGCUUCCUGCACCCAUUCUUUCUCUUCUUUCCCAGCACUGCUGCCCACCCGCCCACCUCCCCCCGCUUCCCCGGUGCAGGUUAUAGGGCUGCUGCUGCCAUGGGGCUCCCACCAAGAGAGUUCUGUGCCCCCCCACUGUCACCCUGCCUGAGCCAGCCAUAGAGGCACAAAGCAGCUGCAGGCAGCGUGUCUGCAGCCUCCUGAUGCCAUCUGCUGUUGGAGCGCUGUGCAAAGCUUCUAGCAGCAAGCUUGCAUGGAAACGCCCUUGUGCUUCCCCCAAAAAAUGCUCCUCGUGACUGAUUUGCAGCAACAUGGCACAGGCUGAGCCCAUGUCCUGACAUGCCUGCAGCCAGCUCAGUCCUGCCCUGCCCAGCCUGGUGUUCUGCACCCUGCCAGCUUGUCACGGGUGUCCUCCAGGUGCCACUAUGAGCACUGCAGCCAGGUCACACUGGAACAGCCAGGGAAAGGUUCCUGCAGGCAGUGCUGGCAGGUGUGGGAUGGGGCAGGGUGCGCAGUGUUGCAGGCAGGUGGGACUUUGCUCCCUGGGAGGAGAGAGUGGAAGAGUGUAUCAGGAACCAGGUGGGGUUGCACUGAUGUGGGCAGGGAGGCUCCUGCCCCUGCAGUAGGGUUCCUCAUCCCCAGUGGCCCUUCCAGUGGAGCCAGGUGUCAGGGCGUGCUGCACAUUAGGUGCUUUCUGUUUGGCCUUUGCAGGGAAGUGCUGCUGCAGUCCUGGAGCUGUGUGCUGGAGCACAGGCUUGGAGGAUUCUCUGCCAAGUGCUUCGUUUGAUUCCUCCCUAAGCAGUUUUAGAUACUGCCCACAGCUUGAGUGUGGGCUUCCUGUGACCACGAGGCUUGCCUUGAAUGUGGUCACUGAGGAAAUUCUCUUUUGUGAUUCACUUGUCCUCUCUGCCAGACCCACCUCCUGCUGAUGGGGCAAAGCAAGCAGGCUCAUAGCAGCCUCCAGCCUAAAACACAUUGCCACCUGCAGCUUAUUUCCAACAAGGUCACCCUUAUGCUUCUCCUGAGAUAAUGCAUCCAAACCUGAUCCAGAACUCCCUGAAAGCCCAAUUCUAGUGUUGGCCACAUCACCAUGCACAGCCAUCCAGCAAGCUUGUGCUCCCUGCAUCACUGCACUGGCUCUUCCCUGAUAAAGCAGAGUGGUGCCUGCUCAUUUUCACACUUCUGUUCACAUUUGGUCCCGGGGCAUCCUGCAGGUGAAGGAUCUUUGGAUCUUUGCACCAUCUGGAGCAUUCUGCAGGGCCUGGUUUGUGCAGAGCUAGUGAUACCUGUGUGUUCUGAGCUUACCCAGGGCUGAGCAUGCCUUGCAAAGAGUUGCUUUGCUUUCUUGGGCAGUGCUCAGAGAUGCUUCCUGCCCCCCCAUGGUCUGGUAUAAGCCACUUCUGCUGGGCUAAGUGGCAUUUGGGUGUUCUGGGAAUGGCUCUGCUUGCCAAAACUAAUACUGCAAAGAAAGCAGCUGAUAUCCAGGAAGGGCUAUUUCUUCAGCUGGAAAGAGCUUCCUCUAUUUUGUUUUGAUGUAGAACAACAAAGCAAGCACCAUGGCACUGCUUUAAAUGCCCCCCCCUGGGGAUGGAGGGGUUCAGUGCAGUCAUGCAGCAGGAAUGCUGCUGGAAAGGGUGUGUUUGUCUUCAGGAACACAAAACACUUCAAAUUCAAGGGGUGUUUGCUGAUAACUGUGUAAGCCAGAAGGGCUGUGCCAGUGCUGCUUGUCCCCAGCAUACAGGUGCCGGAUCGAGGUGUGCUCAGGGCUGCAGAACUGUCCUGCCUGCACCAGGAGCAUCUUGCAGCCAUCAGGGCUUUGCUAUUGAAUCUUUCUUUCAUGUUCUGGAGCAGCAAUGUUCCUGACCUGACCCGGGAGCACCACAGUCACAGAGCAGAAGCCAAGGACACAGCAGGUUGUGGCACAGCUCCCGCUGAGCUGCAGCUCACGAGGCUUUGCUGUGUUGUGAGCUGCCCCAGGGAGCCUCCAGCAGGAGGAAAGGACUUUGUUUGUGCUUCCAGCAACUUCUAAUCCCUGUCACAGGGUUCCCACGUGGGUGCUACCUGCCCAAGUUCCCUGGUGAGGCUUCUGUGCUGGUGGCAUGGCCAGUUUGGGGCAGUGAUGCUGGGGUAGUGCCAAGCAGAGAUCUCCUGGGAGGAGAUGGCUCUCCUGCAUCAGACCCCUGGGGCUCAUGCAUCAGACCCCUGUCUGUGGGCUGGGUGUAGGGGGGCAGCGAGGAGGCUUAGCUGCUUGAGCUCCAGCAGGAACUCAUGACUUGGGCACCAGCCCAAGCUGUCAGUUCCCUGCUCUCUGUGACAAAGGGCUCAGGCUUGAAAUUACAUCCAAGUUGGCUGGGGCUGGGGCUGAGCUUUGUUUGUAAGCGGUUGGCUGGUGCUGACGUGCCGUGGAGUGGGGCAGCUGAGUGGCAGUGGGGCUGCGGGACCCAUGGCUUGGUGCAACCCUCUCUACUCAAGCUCUUUGCUUUAUGGUCUGGUGUUGGGGUGAGGUUUGGUGCUCCCACAGUUUGAGGGCCAUAGAGAUCAUGGAAUUGUUAAGGUUGGGAAAGAUCACUAAGAUCCCCAAGUUCAACCCCAACUCCUCCCCCCUCUCCCUCGCCAUGCCCACUGCCCACGUCCCUCAGUGCCACAUCUCCACGGUUCUGGAGCACCUCCAGGGAUGGUGACCACACCACUCCAUGGGCAGCUGUGCCAGUGCAUCACUGCUCUUUUGGAGAAGAAAUGUUUCCUGAUAUCCAACCUGAUGGCACACCCAGCCCCACCAUGGAUGGCCCUGUCCUUGCCACGUGCUGUGCAUCCCCAACCACAGUGGGCUGGGAUGCGCCAAUGUCCAGAGCAUCUUCCCUGUCUGCUCCUUAGGAAAUGUUGUCUUGGGUAUUGAAGUCUCUUUGCUUUCCGUGAGAGGAUUUGGGGCACCUGAACUGCCAGCAGAGUGGUACCAAUGGGAUGGUGAGGGAAGAACAGGGCGUAGUGCCAGGCCUUGGGGCUGCCCUGGCAGGGUGCUGCUGGACUUGUCCUCACCUUCCCUGUUUCUCUUCUUAGCUCCUGCACCUCUGCAGCCGAGAAGGAGCCAGGAGGAGCAGAACGGAGGGAGAAGCAGUUCCGUGCCCAUCGUGGCUUUGGGGAUCGCCGUGAUGGAGUCAUCAGUGCACGCACCUAUUUCUAUGCCGAUGAGGCCAAGUGUGAUCAGCACAUGGAGACCUUCCUGCACUGCAUCGAUGCAUCAAGUGGCAGCUCAGAGGACGGCUUCUCAGCCAUCAAGCUGACAGCGCUGGGUAGACCUCAGUUCCUGCUGCAGUUCUCAGAGGUGCUGGUGAAGUGGCGGCGGUUCUUCCACCAAAUGGCUGCAGAGCAGGGCCAGGGUGGGCGGGCAGCGCUGGAGAUGAGGCUGGAGGUGGAGAAGUUGCAGGAGGCCCUGGCCAAGCUCGGCAUCGCGACCAAGGCGGAGAGCCAGCACUGGUUCACGGGCGAGAACGUGGGUGAGAGUGGAACUGUGGAUCUUCUGGACUGGAACAGCCUGAUCGACAGCCGCACCAAGCUCUCCAAGCUGCUGCUCAUCCCCAAUAUCAAGACCAGGCAGCUGGAGCCUCUGCUCUCACACUUCACCGAGGAGGAGGAACUGCAGAUGAAACGGAUGCUGCAGCGGAUGGACGUCCUUGCCAAGAGAGCCACGGAGACGGGCGUGAGGCUGAUGGUGGAUGCAGAGCAGAGCUACUUCCAGCCAGCCAUCAGCCGUCUCACCCUGGAGAUGCAGCGCCGCUUCAACAGGGAGCGGGCCGUCAUCUUCAACACCCACCAGUGCUACCUGAAGGAAGCUUAUGAUAAUGUGAGCGUGGACGUGGAGCUGUCGCGCCGGGAAGGCUGGCACUUUGGCACCAAGCUGGUCCGUGGAGCCUACAUGGAUCAGGAGAGGGAGAGAGCAGCAAAGAUUGGCUACGAGGAUCCCAUCAACCCCACCUAUGAGAAGACCAAUGAGAUGUACCACAGGUGCCUGGACUAUGUGCUGGAGGAGAUCAAGCACAGCCGGAAAGCCAACGUCAUGGUGGCAACUCACAAUGAGGACACAGUCAAGUUUACCUUGCGCAGGCUUGGCUUGCAGGAUGAUGGAGCUUGGGAUCCAUCCUUCAGAGAAGAAGGUCUGCUUUGGGCAGUUGCUGGGCAUGUGUGACCAGAUCACCUUCCCCCUGGGUCAGGCUGGCUUCCCUGUCUACAAGUACGUCCCCUACGGCCCAGUGGAUGAGGUGCUGCCAUACCUGUCCCGCCGUGCCCAGGAGAACAGGGGCUUCAUGCAGAGAGCCAACAAGGAGCGGGACCUGCUCUGGAGGG